AUGGCAUUUAAGAAGGCAGUAAAAGGGACUAUUCUUGCUGGAGGAGGUGCUCUUGCAACAAUUCUAGGCCUCUCUCAGUUUGCCCAUUACAGAAGGAAGCAAAUGAGCCUGGCCUAUGUUCAAGCAGCCGAGUGCGUCUCAGAACCUGUGAACAAGGAUCCUCCUUCCCGAGAAGCUCAGAUUCUGACUUUGAAAAACACAUCUGAAUUCGAUGUCCUUGUCAUUGGAGGAGGAGCGACAGGGUGUGGCUGUGCACUGGAUGCUGUCACCAGAGGACUGAAAACAGCCCUUGUAGAAAGAGAUGAUUUCUCAUCGGGGACCAGCAGCAGAAGCACUAAAUUGAUCCACGGUGGUGUGCGAUAUCUUCAGAAGGCUAUCAUGAAGUUCGACGUCGAGCAGUAUAGGAUGGUGAAAGAAGCCCUUCACGAGCGCGCCAACCUACUAGAAAUUGCUCCCCAUCUAUCAGCUCCACUGCCUAUAAUGCUUCCAGUUUACAAGUGGUGGCAGUUACCUUACUACUGGGUAGGAAUCAAACUAUACGACCUGGUAGCAGGCAGUAAUUGCCUGAAAAGCAGUUACAUCCUCAGCAAAUCGAGAGCCCUUGAGCAUUUCCCCAUGCUUCAGAAGGACAGGCUGGUAGGAGCAAUUGUCUACUAUGAUGGACAACACAACGACGCCCGGAUGAACCUUGCCAUUGCUCUCACCGCUGCCAGGUACGGGGCUGCCACAGCCAAUUACAUGGAGGUCCUGAGCUUGCUGAAGAAGAAGGACCCCAAAACGGGGAAGGAGCGCGUGAGCGGCGCGCGGUGCAGGGACGUGCUCACAGGACAGGAAUUUGAUGUGAGAGCCAAAUGCGUUAUCAAUGCCACGGGACCUUUCACAGAUGCCGUGCGCCAAAUGGAUGAUAAGGAGGCCGCAACUAUCUGCCAGCCGAGUGCGGGCGUCCACAUUGUGAUGCCUGGUUAUUACAGCCCAGAGAGCAUGGGACUUCUUGACCCCGCGACCAGUGAUGGGCGAGUUAUUUUCUUCUUGCCGUGGCAAAAGAUGACUAUAGCUGGCACUACCGACACUCCAACCGAUAUUACUCACCAUCCUAUUCCUUCGGAAGAAGAUAUCAACUUCAUUCUGAACGAAGUGCGUAACUACCUGAGUCAUGAUGUUGAAGUGAGGAGAGGGGAUGUCCUGGCAGCGUGGAGCGGUAUUCGUCCCCUUGUCACAGAUCCUAAGUCUGCAAACACUCAGUCCAUCUCCCGGAAUCAUGUUGUGGAUAUCAGCGAGAGCGGCCUCAUCACAAUAGCAGGGGGAAAGUGGACAACCUAUCGCUCUAUGGCAGAAGAUACCAUAAAUGCUGCUGUCAAGGCUCAUAAUUUGAAAGCAGGUCCAAGUAGAACAGUUGGGCUUUUUCUUCAAGGGGGCAGGGACUGGAGCCCCACACUCUACAUCAGGCUUGUCCAGGAUUAUGGACUUGAAAGUGAGGUGGCACAGCAUCUUGCCUCCACCUAUGGGGACAAGGCCUUUGAGGUGGCCAAAAUGGCAAGUGUGACUGGAAAGAGGUGGCCCAUUGUUGGAGUGCGGCUGGUGUCAGAAUUUCCAUACAUUGAAGCAGAGGUGAAGUACGGGAUUAAGGAGUAUGCCUGCACCGCAGUGGAUAUGAUUUCACGUCGCACUCGCCUGGCUUUUCUAAAUGUUCAGGCAGCAGAGGAAGCACUACCCAGGAUUGUUGAGCUGAUGGGCAGAGAACUGAAUUGGAAUGAGUCUAAAAAACAGGAAGAACUUGAAACAGCUAAGAAGUUUCUGUAUUACGAAAUGGGUUAUAAAUCUCGAUCAGAACAGUUAACAGAUAACUCUGAAAUUAGCCUGCUGCCUUCAGACAUUGACAGGUACAAGAAGAGAUUUCAUAAGUUUGAUACAGACCAAAAGGGCUUUAUUACCACUGUUGAUGUUCAGCGUGCAUUAGAGAGUAUCAAUAUCCAAAUGGAUGAAAACACACUACAUGAAAUCCUGAAUGAAGUAGAUUUGAACAAAAAUGGACAAGUUGAACUUAAUGAAUUUUUACAGCUGAUGAGUGCUAUUCAGAAAGGAAGGGUGUCCGGAAGCCGGCUGGCGAUCCUGCUGAAAACGGCAGAGGAGAACCUGGAAAGAAGGGUCCCCAUUCCGGUGGACAGAAGUUGUGGAGGAUUGUGA
Messenger RNA from Pipistrellus nathusii (Nathusius's pipistrelle), 2184 nucleotides. Lineage: Eukaryota; Metazoa; Chordata; Mammalia; Chiroptera; Vespertilionidae. The record is from the annotation of a GenBank genome assembly.